AUGGGAAUGAUUAGAUCACUGCAACAGCAUGGUUCUGAAGUUGGUGAAGCAUCGAUCCAGCUUCUCUUUCUCUGUGAGGAUGCCAAGCUGUCUGACACUCAUGGGCUCGGAGGGUCCAAGAGUUGUACAGCCAUCAUCAAUUUAAGACAGGCUAUCAAAGAGCGAACCGGACUCCAGGCGCGGUCAAUCAAAUCACUCAAGAAGAACAUCAAACUAUCCUCAAACCAACCCAUCCAGAUCAGAGCCAUCAGACUCACCGUCAUCCUCGUCUUACACUCAUCAGACAGAUUCAGACUCCUCGUCGUCAAGAAAUUACUCGACGUACUCGAAGAGCUCUACCACAAAUCUGCAAAGAGUCUCCGCAAACAGCCCGUCAAGGAGAUCAUCCUCAAAGCACUCGCCGUUCUUGGCUACGAAUUUCGGCAUGACGAAGAUUUGAGCGCAUUUACCAAUCAUUAUAAUAAGAUUAAGCCCAGUGAUGCACCCUUGAAUGGGAUUCCCCUGGACGAAUCGGAUGGGAUGUUUGCGCCGAUCCCAGUGAAUCCGACCUCAGUCUCACCAGGCCAAGCACAUCAACAACAACAGCAACAGCAGCAGCAACAGCAACCGAUGGCAGUAUACCCACCCCAGUCCACCCAGGACGGCUUGCCCGCGCCAAUCCCCGUCAUGCGCGACGUCCGGGAAGAGGCUGAGAUUGCGAGGUGUAAUGCGAGACUGUUGGUCGAGGCACUGGCAUUUACCCAACCAGCUGAAAUGGAAACCAACGAAAUCAUCCAGGAAUUCCACACUAAAUGUCUGCAGAGUCAAAACCAACUCAUGGAUGACAUUCCCUGGGCGACCGAACAAGCCGAGCAUGCCCGAGUAUACUAUGAACAGCAAGCGGCAGCAGCAGCAGCGCAAGGGCGAGCGACGCAGGCCCGGAACCGCCGAGGAGGCGAGCUAGUGGAUGCGUUCCGACAGUACGACGAGCUAGAGCGGCUGGCACGGGCCGAGCGGGAGCUGGUCGAGGCCAAGGAACGUUCCCGGACCGAGGUCCGGGGCAGUCUGCGGCCGACGGACUUGCUCCAGACCGGCGACGGCCCCGUCGCCGGCGGCUCCUCCUCCUCCUCCAGCCACUCCCACUCCCCCAGUCUCAACCUAUCCGCCGCCCCAGAACCCCGCCCCGUCUCCCAUCCCCCUCGGGACCCCAGCCCGCCCAGCAAAGGCUACAUCGUCCCGGACCAUGACCCCUCAACAGACGACGAGUUCUACGUCUCCUCCUCCUCCGCUGCUCCGUCCCGUCCCUCAGCCCCCAAACUCCCGCCCUUGUCAUCCCGUCCCCCGCCCUCUAAUCCUCUCGACUCCUCUCAUGACGACUCGAUCGUCACCCCCGUCGAGCCGUCCGCUAAAGCCUUGGGCAAGAUGCGCAGGUUCAGCGGUAGAUCAGGUUCUCUGGCUGCACCCCUGGGCUUGGACUCUGAUCAUCUCCAAUUCGAUCAUCACCAUAUCACCAACCAUCGUCCCCCUUCGAAUCAUUAACCUUUCCCCUCUCUUUUUUUUGUGCUAUCUUCCUUACCUCAGUCUUAUUUGGGUGCGGAAUCGUUACCCCCUCUUUCUCUCUCUCUGUCCCUUGUGUAUCCUUGUUGUUGUGAUGUUACUCUAGUUCCCGUCGUUCAGAAGCCUCCAUUCAUUUCUCUUAAACUACGUCUUCUUUCUACACAUAUCAUCUCUCUCUUUUUUUUUUUUCCCCAAAAGAAACCCCCCUGAAAACAUAAUGUGGCUUCUUUUGUGCAUCUCUGACUCUCCUUGAUCCUGUGAAACAGUGGUCCAGACACUCCUGCCAAGAAAGGAUAUUAUCUCCCUCAAUGAGAUACAAUCCAUCAGAGGUUAAUAUACAUUCACUCCACUCCACAUCCACUAUCCUGUGACAAUCUGACAGGCCCAUCAUCCCCUCCAUACUCAAACAAAAAAAACAGCACUCUUUUUUUUCUCAUCGAUACUUGUGCAAAUUUAGUAAUCUUUUCAACUAU
Messenger RNA from Puccinia graminis f. sp. tritici CRL 75-36-700-3, 2009 nucleotides. RefSeq lists its product as uncharacterized. Gene Ontology annotation, molecular function: phosphatidylinositol binding; ubiquitin binding. The transcript has 8 exons. The coding region runs from base 1 to 1518 and encodes 505 amino acids. Gene Ontology annotation, cellular component: actin cortical patch. Gene Ontology annotation, biological process: actin filament organization; actin cortical patch localization; endocytosis. The record is from RefSeq and is a predicted model, not a curated record. NCBI's taxonomy places the organism in Eukaryota, Fungi, Basidiomycota, Pucciniomycetes, Pucciniales, Pucciniaceae.